Molecule: messenger RNA, 486 nt
Organism: Melampsora larici-populina 98AG31
Lineage: Eukaryota; Fungi; Basidiomycota; Pucciniomycetes; Pucciniales; Melampsoraceae
Exons: 3
Coding region: 1-486 (161 amino acids)
Source: RefSeq, a predicted model, not a curated record
AUGGGGAAUGAUUCGGAAGAUGGCAAUAAACUUCUUAAAGAACAAGAUGGAUGUCGAACUUUCAAAACUUAUGAGCUAAUGACUCAUUCUUAUAACAGAUUGUAUCCUCAGCCUACGAUUUAUACUUCAACUGCUUCACUCCCUUUGGCUACACCCAUACCAACAAGUUCCGAUCCACCGUCUGGACCAACUGACUACAAAAAUCAAAAUUAUACUAACCAAGAAACAAACGAUCACAGCGAUAAUCAUAACAGUAGCAACGUCGAUGAUAAUAACUCUAGUUUGAAACCAUAUACUCGUCGAAAGCAAAAACGUAGUCAUCAAUCGAAUCCAGCUUUACCUCUUUACCCUUGGUAUGAUGUGAUAGCAGUAGAACAUCUCACUUCAGUCGGUCCACUCUGUCCAACUCCUGCACCAAAAGCUGAGAUCGAUUCAAAUCGAUCACCUAAAACAAGUCAUGUGACUACUGCUACUGAUCAAUCAUAG